AUGAACAAGACGGAAACACCAUCGGAUACUUUUUCCGAGCUCCACUCGACAAUCGCGAUUGGGCUGUCGCCAGCAUUAGUGGGACUGCUUCUCGGCAUUUAUUCGCUUUGCUAUUUCGUAGUGCCUGCUUUGAAGUACCAGAAUACCAGCAAUCAGCCACCCAUCGUCGGAUAUCGAAGCCUUUGGGAACCUACCUGGUUGGUACGACUUCGUUUCAUCCGGGGAAGCAGAAAGAUUAUUGGCGAAGGAUAUGAGCGCUUCAAAGAUUCUAUGUUCAAGGUGCGACGAGUUGGAACCGAUGUUCUGCUCGUCUCUAGCAAAUACAUGGAUGAUAUUCGCACCUUGACCCGCGAUGCCACCGGCUCUGUGCCCCCUUUGGUCCAGGAUUACCCCGGUGAAUAUACGCAUGGCAUGCCAUUCUUGCGCAGUGAUCUGCAAAACCGAGUCCUUCAACAGAAACUUACUCCGAAUCUUCCCUCGUUAGUCCCGGUGAUGGUUGAAGAGCUGGAAUUUGCAAUGAAAAUGGAGAUGCCCGAGUGUGCUGAUGACUGGACUACAGUCGACAUCAUGCCAAUCCUCUCACGAAUUAUCACUCGCAUUACCUCCCGCAUCUUCCUCGGACCCAAAGAAGGCCGUAAUGAAGAGUGGCUCGUGGCCACCGUGGAAUAUACCAAAAACCUCUUCCUCACGGGCAUGGCACUGCGCUUCUUCCCGCGCUUUCUCAGACCACUCGUCGCUCCGCUUCUACCGUCCUACCAUCAUCUUUGGCAGAAUGUGGCGACGUCUCGACGCAUAGUCGGUGAGAUCGUACGUGAACGUAGAGAAAUUGAGGCUGCAAAGCCAGCAGAUUACACGAAGCCUGCGGACAUUCUGCAAUGGAUGAUGGAUGCUGCCACCGGUCAAGAGGCGGAACCCGAGGACCUAGCACAACGGAUGCUGAUCUUAAGCGUGACAUCCAUCCACACCACAACAUUAACCAUGACUCAAGCUAUCUACGAUCUCUGUGCACACCCACAAUACCUGGAGCCCCUCCGAGCCGAGGUGGUAGACGUGCUGUGUACAGAUGGUGGCUGGGGCAAAUUAACGGUCAACCACCUGCGCAAGAUGGACAGUUUACUGAAAGAGUCGCAGCGAUUUAAUCCCGUUUUCUUGUUAACCUUCAACCGCAUCCUCCCCAAGUCAAUAACCCUCUCCAACGGCGUCUCCAUCCCUGUCGGCUCGCGCAUCGCAGUCCCUUCCAACGCCAUGUUAAACGAUCCUUCCCGAGUGCCAGGUAACGCGCCAACUUCCUUCGAUGCCUUCCGGUACUCGAGGCUGCGUGAGGAGCCAGAGAAUGCCCAGCGGCACCUCUUCGUCAUGACUGAUCAUAAUAACUUGGCAUUCGGCUACGGGAAGUUUGCAUGUCCUGGUCGGUUCUAUGCCGCUAAUGAGAUGAAGAUGAUGCUGGCGCUUAUGCUCAUCUGCUACGAUAUAAGGUUCCCUGAUGGGUGCAGGAGGCCUAGGAACUUUACUAUCGACUCGGAUAUGUAUCCUGAUCCUGCUACGCGUUUGCUUAUCCGGAAAAGACCUUCGGUUGAGAAGGGUAUGGAGGAGCUAUUGACGUCUGUUGCUCCUGUGGGUGCUUAA
Aspergillus welwitschiae is the source of this 1626-nucleotide messenger RNA. Its product is annotated as cytochrome P450. The record is from RefSeq and is a predicted model, not a curated record. The coding region runs from base 1 to 1626 and encodes 541 amino acids. NCBI's taxonomy places the organism in Eukaryota, Fungi, Ascomycota, Eurotiomycetes, Eurotiales, Aspergillaceae. The transcript has 4 exons. Gene Ontology annotation, molecular function: monooxygenase activity; oxidoreductase activity, acting on paired donors, with incorporation or reduction of molecular oxygen; heme binding.